GCUUCUUGGGCUUCGGGAGUGUUUCCCAUUUAAACAAACAGUGCUGAAGAUGGCGGAGAGUUAAUGGUUUAAAGAAGAAAUUAUCGACCCGGUACAGGGAUACGUCCGCAAGACUCCUCUGACCAGCCCUCAUAGGACCACACCCCCAGUGUAGGGGGGAGGGAGGGAGAUCAGAUCGUCCAUCAUCUCGGCGCCAUCACAAGGUGCUGAUAUGUGUACACGAUGAGUGGACUGGGGGAUAACUCCAUGGAGCCUCUGAGCUCAGAAAACCGGAAACGCAAGCUCUCCACUUGCGACACGCCUGGUCUGGGGUGUGAGAGGAAGCGCCGAGAGCAGGAGAGCAAAUACAUAGAGGAGCUGGCAGAGCUGAUCUCAGCCAACCUCAGCGACAUCGACAGCUUCAACGUCAAACCCGACAAAUGUGCCAUCCUCAAAGAGACUGUGCGCCAGAUCCGCCUGAUCAAAGAGCAGGGGAAAGCUUCCUCCAACGACGAUGACGUUCAGAAGUCAGACGUGUCCUCAACAGGUCAGGGGGUCAUCGACAAGGACCACCUGGGGCCCCUCCUGCUGCAGGCUCUCGACGGCUUCCUGUUUGUGGUGAAUCGGGAGGGCAACAUUGUGUUCGUGUCGGACAACGUGACGCAGUACCUGCAGUACAAACAGGAGGAGCUCAUCAACACCAGCGUGUACAAUAUUCUCCAUGAAGACGACAGGGAGGAGUUCCACAAGAACCUGCCCAAGACCAACAUAAAUGGAGUGUCGUGGGGAAACGAGGCGGCGAGGCAGAAAAGUCACACCUUCACUUGCCGGAUGCUGGUCAAGUUCGGCCACGCCCAUGGCCCCAUGGAGGAGGGGCCAGGAGGGCCACGUUACGAGACCAUGCAGUGUUUUGCUCUCACGCAGCCCAAGGCCAUGAUUGAGGAAGGGGAAGACCUACAGUCAUGUAUGAUCUGCGUAGCACGUCGGGUGACUGCCAUGGAGAGAACGGAGAGCUUCAACACACGGCAUGAGCUCUCAGGUAAACUGAUCCAGAUUGACCAGAACUCUCUGCGAGCGUCGAUGCGUCCAGGCUGGGAGGAUUUGUUGAGGCGUUGCAUUCAGAUGUUUCUUCAGCACAGUGACGGGCAGCCAUGGUCACAUAAACGGCACUACCAUGAGGCCUUUCUACAGGGUCACGCUGAGACACCCCUGUACCGAUUCUCGCUGUCCGACGGCACUCCAGUCACAGCCCAGACCAAGAGCAAAUUGUACCGUCACCCCAUGAGCAAUGAACCACAAGGUUUCAUCUCCACUCACCUGCUGCAGAGAGAACCAAAUGGUUACCGCUCUGCUCAGGGUGGGGGCAUGAUGAGGCAGCAGGGCAUGGGCGGCCCCAACCCAAAUACCCAAAUGAACAUGAACACUGGCGGUGGGAUGGGCAUGGGUGGCAUGGGCAACAUGAACAGGGGCUUCGGCAUGAACGACCAGGGCCACAUGGGUCACAUGGGUCCAAUGGGAGGUGGAUCAAUGUACGGAGGGAACGGUGGAGGAGGAAGUGGAGGUGGUGGCAUGGGCAACCGCAUGAUGCAGAUGAAUCAAAUGGGUCAGAUGAAUCAGGUGGGGAAUAUGAAUCAGAUGAAUCAGAUGGGUCCCAUGAAUCACCCCGGCCAAGGCAUGCAGCAGCACCCACAGCAGCCCCCGUUUCAGAGCAGCGGCGGGUUUGGCUUGAGUGGCAUGAACAGCCCCUCUGGAAGCCCCCGAAUGGGUGGACCCCAGCAGGGACUUCUGAUGUCACCAAGGAACAGAGGCAGUCCUAAGAUGGGCGGCAACCAGUUUUCACCUGGAGGUAUACACUCUCCUAUGAGUGGCAUUGGCAGUGGUGGAGGAAGUGGGAGCAGCACUACCACCUUCUCCAGCAGCUCCCUCAAUGCACUACAAGCCAUCAGUGAAGGAGUAGGAAGCUCUCUCCCUUCGACCCUAACGUCCCCCUCCCCAGCUCACAAACCAGACAGCUCUCCCAGCAUCCACUCCUCCUCUUCUUCCUCUCAGCCCAGUCAGCCAGUAAAACCAGGCCAGGAUGGUUCCAAAAGCCCAGCAGGAGGUUUAGGGGCUGGUGACCAUCAUCACCCCAUGCACCAUCAUCACCAUCAUCCGCAUCCUCAAGCGGAGAGUUCUGGAGACCGGCCAGAUAGUCAGGCUACAACAGCGGCUAAAGAGCCCGGAGAGGGAGGCGGUGAGGCUGGGGUGGCGAGCUCUGACCCCCCUCGCAGGGUCCCAGACAGUAAAGGCCACAAGAAACUGCUCCAGUUGCUAACUUCACCCACUGAGGAGCUAGGAAUAGGUGGCGGAGGGCCGACCGGACCCCCUAUCCCUCCCCCGUCGACCAGCAACAGCACUCCUGCGGGCUCAGAGAAUAAGGACCCUACUGGAGGCAUGACAAGCCCUUCAUCCACUGGGGUCUCAUCCUCGUCUUCAGCCACUCCUAAUCCAGGCCAGACGUCCGGACCCGGGGGCGUGUCAACAUCGAUAUCAUCAGCCCACUACACCGGCUCUCUGCAAGAAAAGCACAAGAUCCUUCACAAGCUUCUCCAAAAUGGCAAUACUCCAGAUGAGGUAGCUAAGAUCACGGCUGAAGCUACAGGAAAGGUGUCCCUAGGGAAUCAGGAGGGUGGUGAGGCUGGAACCGGAGUAUCGGGGGCCGCGACUGGACCCGGGCUUCUUUCGGAGCCUAAGCAGGAGCAGCAUAGCCCUAAGAAGGAGAAGACCCACGCCCUCCUCCAUUACCUCCUCAACAAAGAUGACUCCAAAGAACCUGUGGAUGUCAAGCCCAAGUUGGAAGAUCUAGAAGGGAAGGGACCCCCGGGGGCUGCUGGCGGCCCUCCAAGGACCGGCCCUGGAUCUGGAUCUGGAUCUGGAUCUGGAUCUGGAUCUGGCCCCACACCAGAACAUCCUGAGAGCAAGAUCAAGUCUGAGCCACCUGAUGAGCUGCACAACCUGGAGUCUAUCUUGGGAGAUCUGAGGGGUUCAAGCUCUGACUUUUACCCAGAUCAGACUGGAGGUGGAGGAGCCAACGACACGGGGAGCAAACCCCAGGGUUGCCUUGACGACAGCCUGCAGGGGAGUCCGGGAAUGGGUCCAGGACCUCGGGGGCCCUUCCAGAGGACAAUGUCCAUGGAUGGGAAGCCCCCUGGUGGGCCUGGAGGAGCAGGAAGACGCCCCAUGCUUAUCAAGCAGGAGAACAUGAUGGGCAGCCCCGACAGCUACCCAGGAAACAUGGGACCUAUGAACAGGGGCAUGGUUUCCCAGAGGUCUCCCAUGGGGGGUUCAGGAGAUUGGGGAAUGUCCCGCUCCAGUGCCAGCCCAGUGGGAUCAGCGGGACACCCCUCCAUGAUGCGUCAGGGCAUGGACUACAAUAACAGCAAGGGCAUGAUGGCAGGACCCAUGGCCGGUCGAUCCAGCAGCGUUCCAGGUGGAAGGUCAAUGCUUCAGCAACAGCUCAUGGAUAUGGGUGGCUCUGGGGACAUGGGUAUGGGUAUGAGCCCGUUCAAUCAGCCGGGACAACCCAAUCAGUCUCCCUCAUGGCCGGAUACUAUGAUGGGCAUGGAGGGGAACAGGCGGCAGUUUGGCAACACUUUGGAUGAUCUUCUGGUGCCUCCCACAACCAGUGAGGGUCAGAGUGAUGAGCGUUCACUCCUGGACCAGCUGGACUCACUUCUGAACAACACAGAUGGUAUUGCACUGGAGGAGAUAGACCGAGCACUGGGCAUCCCGGACCUCGUUGGCCAGACCCAAGGACCAGAGCAGCAGCUUGAGCCUUUUCCAGGGCAGGACCCCUCCAUGGUGAUGGACCAGAAGCCUCUGUACGGACAAGGCUAUCCAGGACCACCCGCCAUGCCGAUGCAGUCGGGAUAUGGAGGGAACCCCAUGCAGGGACAGUCCCAGCAGGGAGGGUUUGGACCCAUGCUUUCUCACAUGGGCCAAGGUGGCAACUUCCCUGGUAUGGGUGGAAUGGGGGGCAUGGGCCACCCUCGCGCCAACAUGAUGAGGCCAAGGAUGAUGAGCGCCAACAAGCCCAUGAGGCUCCAGCUACAGCAAAGGCUGCAGGGACAACAGUUUAUGAAUCAGACGCGGCAGGGCAUGGGCAUGAAGAUGGAGAACCCAGGAGGUAACCCUGGCAUGAGGCCUGGUAUGCAGCCCGGCAUGGGAGGACAGCCGGGCUUCCUCAAUGCUCAGAUGAUGGCUCAGCGCAGCAGGGAGAUGGUCACCAUGCAGAUGAGGAGGCAGCGCAUGAUGAUGCUGAUGCAGCAGCAGCAACAGCAGCAGCAGGCAGCAGCAGCAGCUGCAGCAGCCGGAGGAUUCAGUCCUCCUCCAAAUGUCACCGCUCCUGGUGGCAUGGAUAACCCGAUGGGAGGGCCAAACAUGGGCCAGCCAGGCCCCCAGCAGUUUGGCUAUGGCGGAAAUUAUGGGAUGGGUCAGCAGGCAGACCCCUCAUUUGGCCCAUCAGGGGGCAGUCCUCCUAAUGCCAUGAUGCCAGGCCGCCUGGGGCCACAAAACCCCAUGAUGCAACAGCACGCACAGGGCGGUCACAUGUACCAAGGCACCGACAUGAAAGGCUGGUCGCAGGGAGGCAUGGGACGCAACAGUUCAUACCCUCAACAACAGUUCGCGCAGCAGGGACCUCCAGGGCAGCAGCAGUUUGGGCAGCAGGGGAAUCCAGGCCAGUACGGGGGCAUGAUGAUGAACGGCGGCAUGGCGGCCAGCGGUGGAGGUGGUCACAUGGGCCAGAUGGGAGGACAGAUGGGUAUGAACCCCAUGGUCAUGGGACGCAUGUCUAUGGGACCUGAUCAGAAAUACUGCUGAACAUUGUGACACAAGCAAUCGUCUCACUGUGAUCUCCAUCCAGAGAUAGGACACAGCUGCAGUACAGGAGUGUGUGGAGGACCAGUCGGUGUGUAGUACCGCACUCCCACCAGACAGGGGAGUCGACCACUUUUGGACUCAGUGGCCAGUAAAGGCAGUCUUGCCACAUGAGGAAAACUGACACUUAACAAACAGAGCCCAUAACGUUCCACAGCGUUCAUCAAAAUAACAAACACUGUGACAAGUUUACACACAUGGACCUUAAAAUGGUCAGAAAGCUCUGCGAUGCCUCGUUUUUGACUGCAGUUUUAAUACGUCUCUCUGUAUGAGUGUGUCCCUCAGAUGAGACACAACAGUUGCUGGACCAAACACAGAAGGCAGACAAAGAUUUGGUGUAGACGUUGUUCAUGGACAAACAUGUAAAGACAUCCUCUCCUUUGUCGAAUGUACCAUGAAGCUGUGUUCGGAUUCUUCUCUCGUGUCUAAACUUCAUGGGGUUUUUAAUCCGCCGUCUCUGCUGCUCCUGGAGGAUCUCUGCGUACGUGAGGCCAGCGUGGCGUACAAGUGAACGCGGUUUUGGAUGGUGAGCCGCCAGAUUGUGACACUCAGAUGAAUGUCAUUAAACAGUAGCACAUUGCUUAGUCCUUGAGGACGACGCUGGCUGAAGUACAACUGAAUUACAUGUUGGCUGAUUGCACUUUAAGGAAAGGCCAACAUCAACAGGAUUGUGGCAAUAUAGAGGCCUUUACCCAAGAAUUAUCGCAUAGCAGCAGACAUUUACUGUUUAUUUUUACGUGUUCGUCUCCAAGUUUUCCCCUCUGAAACAAACAGGCGCUGUUGAUUGGAAAUUUGAAUGAUGUUUUCUCUAAAGUGGGAACCAGUAGAAAGGUAGAAAGCACAGAUUUGAUCCAACACUCUCACAAAUAGUGUAUUGGUCAUUAUAAUAAUCAAAAUGAAUUGUUGUAAAGCCAUUUUAAGCAGAGGACUUAAGGUUAGUUUGCAAAAUUCCUGAUUGUAUUUAUAUAGAUUCAUAAAUUGAUAAUUUUAUCAAACGAGGAAUUUUAUAAGAAACUGUUGCAGAUAUUUUGGUAACAUCACAACAGAUUUACAGGAUAUAAAAGUCAUUGUCAAAUGUAAAAAUUGGUAGUAAUGUAGAUUGUCAGAGAGUGUCUCAUUUGAUUUCUAGCAAUAACCCUUCCUUCUGGUUUCCCUCUGAAGACGAAGCUGAAACAUCAUCAAGCGACGGUACUGCAGUAUUAGAUACGAUGUCUUGUUUGGAGCUUUUUUUUUUCUCUUCUGUCUGUGAAUAUGAAUUGUAAAUACGCUUCAAAUGUACUAUAUAUAUAAAUAUAUAUAUGCUUUUGUAGGUCACAUACUGUUUUUGCACAGAUUGUAAGGCUUGAUAUUUAAAAGUGUAAUUUUCUUAUUCUGUCAUAGGUCAGCUUUUAUUUUCAAUACUUCAACCAUCGGUGUGAAAACGAAGGGCCUCCUUUUGUAAAGCAGUACGUGUAGAAGUUCAUCCUCUUCAUUUCCCUCAGAAAGCACUUUUCAUUCGUGAUCAUCUGAAUCCUAAACGUCUUGAUUAUUUUCCGACGACAUAGUCUUAGCUAAAGAGGUGCUAGCGAGUCAACCUGUAAUUUUGUGUUGUUGUUUUUUUUAUAAAUUAUUUUUCUUUAAAAAAAAAAUACACACAGAGACUCAUACAUAUGCCUAUACAAAAGAGUUGACACGUGAUUGUGUUAGGCUUCUUGGGGCCCAGAUGUCUUACCAGUUUGUGGGUUGAUAUUUUCCAAACUGAACCUCAUGCUUCCAUGUGAUUCCUGUGCUUUAGAUUUAUGGUCUGUGCUAGUUCAGCCUCAGUUGGGGUUUUAGAAUCAGAGGCGUUCUUUAGAAAUUCUCCCCCUUUAUUAUGAUCCAGUCGCUUUGGUUUUUGGUUUUUUCACAGAUGUUUAACCUCGGUGGAAACGACGCAACAUUUAGAUUGAAUUCCUGAUCACCUGUCAGUCUGAUGACAGGUCUUUUAUUUUAUUUUUUAUUUUAUUUUAUUUGCCUUUUCUUUUGAUAUAUUUCCUGUGAAGCUUUUGUUGAGAAAUCUACCUUUGAAGACAUGCUCAAUCCAAAGAUUUUCAUUUGUCAUUCUGCAGUGCUUAGAAACAGUUCCUGAUGUAGAUGGUGCAAGUACUCAUGUGUGCUUUUACUGUUGCACAUAACCUAUAUUAUAAAUUGAGCUAAAUAUGUUUAAUUGCAUAUAUUAUAUUCCCAUUCAUGUGGCAUAGAGUAGAGACAAGUCUUGUUCUGCUGAGGUGGUUUGACUUUUGUUUGUGAUUGUUUCUUCCUUUUUUUAUUACAACUUAUGGCCAGUUGAAUUGUGGUGCUGCAAAAUGUUAUUCUGCCAGAGAACAUUCAGAUUGUCUGAGCUGAAAAGGAGGUUCCAUGAUUGAUGUCAUUAUGUCUCUGAAGAAUAGUUUGAAUUGUUUGUUUUUCCUCCCCAGUCUCAGUGAAGUGUAUGAAAAAUAAUGUACAAGUACUCAAAGAAAUGUUUUGCUUUAAGGAAGGAAACUCCUUUCAGUACAUUGUUGGAUCUAAAGAAAAGAGAAAAACACAUCUGGGAAACACACAGUCAUUACUACAGGAUGUAAAAUACUAUUGCAUUUUUUCUCAACUUGUUUCUUGAUGUUAAUAUCAAUGUAAAUACAAAUUUAUAUUUAAACAUUA
Messenger RNA from Sphaeramia orbicularis (orbiculate cardinalfish), 7554 nucleotides. Its product is annotated as nuclear receptor coactivator 3. Bases 223 to 4839 code for a protein of 1538 amino acids. The record is from RefSeq and is a predicted model, not a curated record. NCBI's taxonomy places the organism in Eukaryota, Metazoa, Chordata, Actinopteri, Kurtiformes, Apogonidae. Gene Ontology annotation, biological process: positive regulation of transcription by RNA polymerase II; cellular response to hormone stimulus. Gene Ontology annotation, molecular function: protein dimerization activity; nuclear receptor binding. Gene Ontology annotation, cellular component: nucleus. The transcript is spliced from 23 exons.